This is a messenger RNA of Aspergillus puulaauensis, 2046 nucleotides long. RefSeq lists its product as uncharacterized. The record is from RefSeq and is a predicted model, not a curated record. Bases 1 to 2046 code for a protein of 681 amino acids. Gene Ontology annotation, molecular function: RNA polymerase II cis-regulatory region sequence-specific DNA binding; DNA-binding transcription factor activity, RNA polymerase II-specific; zinc ion binding. Gene Ontology annotation, biological process: regulation of transcription by RNA polymerase II; DNA-templated transcription. Lineage: Eukaryota; Fungi; Ascomycota; Eurotiomycetes; Eurotiales; Aspergillaceae. Gene Ontology annotation, cellular component: chromatin. The transcript has 8 exons.
AUGAAGCCAACCAAGCAUUUUUGCUGCACCAUUUGCCAGCGGGGUUUCACACGUAUUGAUCAUCUGAAGCGACACCACUUACGUCACUCCGGCUUGAAGCCGUAUUCUUGUGUCUUUUGCAGCGAAUCCUUUGCCCGCUGUGAUAACCUGCGUGAUCACUACGCAGACUGUGCCAAACGUGGCGACCAGGAAAUUCCCGAGACAGGCCAGCGAGGUAGGAGACGACAUGCAUGCCAAUCAUGUACUUCGAUGAAACUCCGCUGUGAUGGACAAACUCCAUGCGGAUCUUGCGUCAAGAGACAUCUUGAGUGCAUUCAAGAUCGCAAGGCGACGACUGCUAGUCCGGGGGCCGUAUCAGACACGUCUUCCAUGAAGCACGAAGACUAUGAUCGACCUUCAGAUAGAGGUUCUAUCAAGUUCCUCCUCAAUGGUGGUACCGACAGUUUCACAGAGGACUUCCUCCUCCCGCCGCGGAGUGAUAGGACCCGGGGCCUUGAGUACCACCACCAGAAAGAAGAAGCUGAGACUGCGGAGAGCUCAAUGCUGGCGUUGGAAUCAAAGGGAGACCUAGCAGAAUUUGCACCAACUUCGUUCACCGAUUUCGAUACAAACGGCCUCUCUUUUUUCCAGGAUACUUUUCUUGACUUCUUCAACGGGCCUUUCGGGGACGCUCACAAAUCAACGGUCGAUCCAUAUAGUGGAGGAAUGAUGGACUACUCGCCAGCUAUUCCCAUGAGCCAUGACCCGAACUUGGCAUUUUCUGGGCAACAACAGCUCCAGCCCGAAAAGCCAUAUGCGACUGCCUUAAUCCAAGCUAUUCUGUCACGAUCCUGGUCCGUGCCGCUUGAUGCAAAGGUACACGAGGAGAUAUCAACAAAUCUCACUUUCCUACUGACAACCACGCGCAUUCGGAAAUUUGUGGCUCUUUAUUUCAAGUACUGGCAUGCAAACUGCACGAUAAUCCACGUCCCGUCUUUCGAUCCUGAUACCGUUGCAUUGCCUCUCCUCACAUCCGUUGUAUUUAUGGGCGCGAUGUACACGACGGAUGAGCGAGAACGAUACGCAGCAAAAAGACUACUUGAUUUUGCAGAGCUCUACGUUUUCUCUAGCGACAUUUUCUCAUGUGAAUACGAAGUAGCUGCGACUAUCUGCGGCAGUCGAAAUAUUGACAACGAAACCCAUGACUGGCCUCAAUUUCAAAAUUUCCAGGCUGGGUUUCUAAUGGUGGUCGCGCAAUAUUGGGCUGGGGGCUCAGUAUCGAGCAGUCGCGCUAUGGAGAAUCGGUUUAGUGAAGUCGUCAAAGUUGCACGUCGAAUAGGCCUAGUGAGGUUUAAACAUACCCCAGAAGAUGGUGUGGAUGAAACAAUGUGGAUUCAGAAUGAAUGUCGCAUCCGUAAUAUGAAUAUUGUUUCCCUUCUUGAUUGUGCCUUUUCGUUCUAUCAGAAUUAUCCUUGUCGCCUUUCUCACACAGAAUUGGGCUGGGAUUUUGCUUGUUUUGACUCGGUUUUCGCCUCCGAGCAUCCAUUUGCAGAACCAAAUUUCCAAGUCUCACGGGGAAUCGCCAUUCGCGACGCAUUCCAUGCACUAUUUGAAGAUGCCAGCGGACAAGGCUCUCCUGUUCCCUUGCCUUCUUCAAAUCCCAUUUCAAGUCUGACGGUAUUCGACAUGUUUGUUUUAAUUCAUGUACUUUACGCCUUUAUCAACACGCACAUGACUUGUCUAGCGCCUCUUAUUCGAACAAAACCUUCUGUUUCUGCGACGAGUUCAGGGAAGAGGCGACAAUCUGUUAUUCAGAACGACCCGACUUUGACACCCAUCCGUACGGCAUUAACGCGGUGGCGGGAUCAUUGGUUAACACUCCGCAACACCAUAUCUAGUCAUGAAUGGGCUUCUAUGGGUUUCUUCAAAAAUGGAUAUAAUUUCUGGCUUGUCUCUCACCUUUUGACCACCAAGAAAGAAAGCGUGGAUGUCGUCAUGAAGAUGGAAGUACGGUGCGAGGAUAAGCUGGAGAAACUCAAAGUUCUCCUGAAAGAUGAGAAUGAUUAA